CGAUACUCCAGGUCUUCAUCAGUGGUUGGAUAAUAAAAAAUAUUUGUCGCACGAUAUUAUCAAUGAAUUGGCCAAAGAAAUGGCACUGAUUAUUUUAAGAAGUAUAUGUGUUGAGAGACCAUUUUUUGCUCUUAUUUGUGAUGAAUCAACUGAUGAAUCUGGUAAAACACAGCUGAGCAUUUCAAUUCGAUCGGUAGAUGAGUGUUUUGGUAUACACGAAGAUUGUCUUGGUCUUUAUGAACUAGAAUCUCAAAAUGCUGAACAUAUCACAACGGUUAUUCUUGAUGUUCUUCUUCGCUGCAAUUUGAGUCUUGAUGCUUGUCGUGGACAAGGAUAUGAUGGUGCUGCAACGAUGAGUGGCAUUCAUGAUGGUGUAGCAGCUAAUAUACUUCGGAAACAAAAGAAAGCAUAUUUUGUGCAUUGUAACGUACAUAGCCUUGAUUUGGCUUUACAAGAUCUGGCAAAGGAGUCAAUUGCUAUCAAUGUAGCUAUCAAUAUUACGAAGGACAUAGUAAAUUUUGUUCGAAGAUCGCCAAAGCGUUUAAACAUUGCUGAGAAACUCUCUUAUGAUUUGUCUAUUAGUUCCUCUCAACUGAAGCCUUUGUGUCCAACUCGUUGGACUGUUAGAGCAUCAUCAAUGAACUCACUACUGACUAAUUAUCAGCUUGUCAAAUCUGUGAUGCAAGAAGUGGUUGAUCAAAAAGGUGCAUCGGGUAUUACAGCUGCUGGUUGGUUGAAUCAAAUGCAAAAUUUCCAAACAUUUUUUGGUCUUAAAUUAGGUAAAGUUUCUUGA
This is a messenger RNA of Rotaria sp. Silwood1, 793 nucleotides long. The record is from the annotation of a GenBank genome assembly. NCBI's taxonomy places the organism in Eukaryota, Metazoa, Rotifera, Eurotatoria, Philodinida, Philodinidae.